AUGCCUAAAGCCACAACGCCUCCUCCGGUCUAUGCCGCUCUCAAGGACACGGUCCUCUUCACCCCAUUGAAGCUGGGUAGCCUGAGUCUUCAGCAUCGCAUUGUCCAGGCUCCCACUACUCGGAUGCGUAGUGAGUUUGAGUCGCGCGGUGUACAUGUUCCAGGUGCUCGUGUUGUCAAAUAUUAUGGCGAGCGUGCCAGCGAAGGAGGGCUUCAAAUCACAGAGGCCACUGACAUUUGUCUCGACGCAAGCGCCUACCCCGGCGUAGCUGGCGUCUUCACCGACUCCCAGUUGCAAGGCUGGCGUAAGGUGACGGAUGCCGUCCAUGCUAAAGGCGGCUUCAUCUUUGUCCAACUUUGGCAUACUGGCAGAGCCUCCUCAGGAGGUAUGCGUGGUGGAAAGGCACCAAUCUCGUCAGGAAGCCAACCUAUGGACGGGAAAUAUCUUGAUGGCACUGAAUGCAAGGAUGGUCCUCCACGAGCAAUGACGGUUGAUGAAAUCCACGACCUGACCACCGAAUGGGCCGCUGCAUCUAAGCGAGCGGUUGAGGUGGCUGGAUUCGAUGGCGUUGAGAUUCAUGGUGCGAACGGUUAUCUUCUUGAACAGUUCCUUCACGACAACAUCAACACUCGCACAGACUCGUACGGUGGCUCCAUCGAAAACAGGUCGAGAUUUCUCUUUGAGGUCGUGUCAGCCGUAGCUGCCGCUAUCGGGUCCGAAAAAGUUGGCCUUCGUCUAUCGCCUUACAACUACUUCCAGGGCACCAAGGACAGCAACCCCAACAAGCACUGGGCAUACAUCUCAGAGCGUCUUGCAGGCCUGCCAGAGAACCAAAGGCCUGUUUAUGUCCACAUGAUUGAGCCACGCUUUGACGAGGUUCUCGACGAGGAGCAAAAGCUGGCGUCACUGGGAAAGCAGAGCAACAAUCUUACUCAGUUCCAAGAGAUUCUCAAGCCUGCAGGCAUACGAUUCUUUGCUGCGGGCAACUUCAACAGAGAUAAUGCUCUGACCAAGUUGAAGAAUGGAGAGGCCGACGCUAUCGUCUUUGGGCGGCACUUUAUCGCCAACCCCGAUCUUGUGGAACGGUUGAAAAACGGCUGGCCGUUGAAUCCAUAUGAUCGGUCUACCUUCUACGGCGCAAGCCCUCCAGAGAAGGGCUAUAACGAUUAUGAGUUUUACAAGGUUGACAAUUCGGAGAUUACGGCGCAUGCAUAG
Colletotrichum truncatum is the source of this 1215-nucleotide messenger RNA. The record is from RefSeq and is a predicted model, not a curated record. Lineage: Eukaryota; Fungi; Ascomycota; Sordariomycetes; Glomerellales; Glomerellaceae.